Melopsittacus undulatus (budgerigar) is the source of this 1386-nucleotide messenger RNA. It is a transcript of the gene RAMAC, whose product is annotated as RNA guanine-7 methyltransferase activating subunit. Gene Ontology annotation, molecular function: RNA binding. The transcript has 3 exons. Gene Ontology annotation, biological process: RNA 5'-cap (guanine-N7)-methylation. Lineage: Eukaryota; Metazoa; Chordata; Aves; Psittaciformes; Psittaculidae. The record is from RefSeq and is a predicted model, not a curated record. Bases 87 to 443 code for a protein of 118 amino acids. Gene Ontology annotation, cellular component: mRNA capping enzyme complex.
CAGCGGGGGGAAGCGGUGGGGCCCGGCCCGGAAGAGGAGGGCUUUGCACGGCGGUUCCACGGCGGCUGGCGGUGCAGGUUUUCAGAAUGACUUCCCUGGUUGACGUGCCCAUGAAUUAUGAAAAGAUGUUUGCUCAUCGAUUCACAUCAGAUGAUGAAGAAUACCAAGAGUAUCUGAAACGCCCUGCAGAUCCCCCUCCUAUAGUGGAAGAAUGGAGAAACAGAUCUGGUGGCAACCAGAGAAACAGAGAUCGGUUUCAAGAUAGUAGAUACUUUAGAGGAGAUAGAUACAACUGGCAAGGUGACUACAGAUCUAAUCAGAGGUCGGAAAGAAACUGGGGUAAUAACUACCAGCAGCACAGACAAGGGCAAUCAUAUUCCUCCCACUAUGGACAAUAUGGCUACAACUCCUACAACCCAGGGUCUCGUUACCCUUCCUACUGAUGAUAUAUUUUGCUUUGAAAAUCCAGUAAUGCUAUGUAACAAAUUAAGUUAGACAGUUUUUUUUUUCCCACAAUUUUAUAGAUCACUCAAGAUUUAGUAUUACAGUCCAUCACUGUUUAUCUGUAGGGUGAAUUGAAAAAGAGAAUACCUUUUGUGAGUAAAAAAGCGUAUUAUACAGAGUUUGGUUAGAAUCUGUAGAUCUUAGAUUUAUUUUCUAUCUCAUUCUUUCGUCUGAAUACACACUAGUGCACUUCUUUUCUUCCAUCAUUGAGAUUUCUCUCUGUUUCAUUUUAGAAAACACAACAGGCCAGGGGAAAAUAGCUGUGGUUUGCGUGCAGCCUGUAGCAAUGGCACAUUGCCUUAAGAUAAUUCUUUUUUAAAAGUGACAGUCUGUGUCUUUGUCUGGAGAGAAUUUCUUAGUUUGGCUUUUUAUAGUGAGAAAAGCUCAGUUUGGUUUGAAUUUCACAUGCCUUAAAACUGAGAAGAGAGGUGCUAUUAUAGAAAUACUUCAUGGGGUCAGUGUAGUGUCCUUUGACUCAAUGGUUUGGAUUUAUUUGCAGAUUUCCUUUUAAAACAUGGUCUAAAAGUUGGAAUAAAAAUUAAGUAGCUUAAAAUAUGUAUCUUCUGAUUGUAGUAGGUCAGUGAUGUACAAGUUUUACUUGAGAAGUGAUAUCACACUUAGAUUAAUUUGUAUGGUCUUAAAUUUGGUAUGUGCAUAACAAACGUUGGAAUUCCUAUUUCAGUAAACCUGUAAAGUUUUGAUGAUAAUUGUGAUUACUUUAUGUGAAACACUGCAUGUUAUAGAAGGAACUGUAAUUGGUACUGUUCUGUACUUCUUUUGCAUGUGAAAAAUAGCAGUGCAGAAUGUUCUGCAGUUCUUAGAAUUUAACUUUUAUGUGUUUCUUUUUAAGUAUCACUCAAUAAAGGUAUAGUUCACAUGUGA